Molecule: messenger RNA, 1641 nt
Organism: Nymphaea colorata (pocket water lily)
Lineage: Eukaryota; Viridiplantae; Streptophyta; Magnoliopsida; Nymphaeales; Nymphaeaceae
Product: phosphatidylinositol/phosphatidylcholine transfer protein SFH11-like
Exons: 11
Coding region: 6-1181 (391 amino acids)
Source: RefSeq, a predicted model, not a curated record
GAGAGAUGGGGGGAAAAGAAGGAAACACUUCUGGCUUCCUCCGAGCCUGCCUCUCCUCUCCUCUCUCUCUCUCUCUCUCUCUCUCUCUCUCUCGCACACACACAGACGUACAUUUCCUCCUCCGAGAAGGGAGAGACGAUAAUUCUUCUGUUGUGCGGAUUCAAUACGAAAAAAUGGUGAAUAUCUCCGCGGAUUCGAUCCGGCAAUUCGAGUCUCUCAUCGAUCAAGUGGACGAGUCACUGAACAAGACGUUCGCGAACGUGCAUCUGGGGAACCGAGUUGAUACAUUAGUAAGAUUUCUGAAGGCCAGGGAUGGGAAUGUUUCAAAAGCGCAUAAAAUGUUGAUGGAUUGCUUGAACUGGAGAAUACAGAAUGAGAUUGACAGUAUAUUAACUAAACCUAUUGUUCCAAAAGAACUGUAUGGAGCAGUUCGCGAUUCACAGCUCAUAGGAUUGUCUGGAUACUCGAAAGAGGGUCUUCCUGUCUUUGCAAUUGGUGUUGGUCUCAGUACAUUUGAUAAAGCAUCUGUUCACUACUAUGUGCAGUCACAUAUCCAAAUAAAUGAAUACAGAGAUCGUGUCAUUCUGCCCACUGCCUCAAAGAACAAUGGCAAGCAUAUAAGUACCUGCUUGAAAAUAUUGGAUAUGACAGGACUGAAGCUUUCAGCACUAAAUCAACUAAAGCUGUUGACAAUCAUAUCUACCAUUGAUGAUCUGAACUAUCCAGAGAAGACGGAUACCUACUACAUUGUUAAUGCUCCAUACAUAUUCUCAGCAUGUUGGAAGGUAGUGAAGCCGCUUUUACAAGAGAGGACCCGGAAAAAGAUACAGGUUUUGCAAGGCUGUGGUAGAGACGAACUUUUGAAGAUAAUGGACUACGCAUCCCUCCCUCAUUUCUGUAGAAGAGAAGGAUCGGGUUCAUCAAGGCAUUACAAUGCCGAGGUAGAUGACUGUUUCUCCUUGGACCACUCCUUCCACCAACAAAUGUACAGCUAUAUCAAGCAGCAGUCGUUAGGUUCACAACUCACCAUGCCCGCACCUCAAGGUUCUUUCCAUGUGCGUUUCCCUGAGCCUGACCCUGAAGGAUCAAUGAUUGCCGAAACUAUUGAGUCAGAAUUGCACAGACUUGAAGGUCAAAAUUCACAUUGUAAUGCAGGAUCUCUUAAGAUCAAUGGCGAGUGAGACCGUUGGAAUAGAGGUACGUACAGGAGAGAGGAGUGACCCACUAACUUAUGCGACCAUUAACAGAGAAAGUGCUGCCGAGUGAGCUCUUUGAGUUUUGGGGACACCAAACCCCAGUGGCGGUUGUGAGUUGUUUUACGUCCGCAGCUUUAUUUGGUGUAGCCUUCAACCUACGGAGAAUUCUGUUAGAAAAUCCUAAUUUGCUUUUAAGCUUGUUUCUCAGUGUGAAGAACCUCCAGAAAAAUUGGACAAUCCAUGAAUUGACGCAUGGAGGGGACUGAAGAAUUAUACUAUUAGUGCAGUACAUGUAGUGAUGGGUUUUUGUCCCAUUUCAGAAGGAUGUUUAUGUAGACUGUUUUUGUCCUUCCAACAAUGGCGUCUUUAAUAUGACCAUAUGAAGCAUGUAAGGAAAACCUUUCUGUGCAAUCGAAGAAUGAAGAAAAAUAUCUUGUACCGUCCA